Molecule: messenger RNA, 2571 nt
Organism: [Candida] anglica
Lineage: Eukaryota; Fungi; Ascomycota; Pichiomycetes; Serinales; Debaryomycetaceae
Source: the annotation of a GenBank genome assembly
AUGCAAUUUGAUAAAUCCAAAUUGAUUCUGACCGUGUCAUCACUUUUCCGUUCGAAAGUUGUGAGAACAUGGUCAUUACGGAUCAUACUUCUGAUUUGGUUAAUAACGCUUGGAUUCUGGUUAUAUGAUAACCAAUCUAAUUCUGAAGCAAUCUUUCAAGAUGAAUUUUUACAAGAUUAUUAUUUAGAGUCACAUACAAACUUCCAAACAAUAGAUGAAUAUUUGAAGUCUUUAGAGCCUGCUUAUAACGAAGCAUUCCCUAUGGGAAGAUUGGUUCAUUCAAGAACUUAUGAUAACUUGACUAAAAAGUAUGAUUUAACAUACUUACUUAAAGAUACAACCUUCCAAGAAAGAUGUGAUUUAUACUUCAAAGAAUUAUAUCAACAAAAACCAAACUGGAAUAUUGAUCUAGAUUAUGAUUUUAGUUUUGAUAGAGAUGGUUAUUCCACUCUUGAGAAAUAUAAAGAAAAGAAAAUUGAAGAAUAUAAAAAUAAUGAAGCAAAGGAAAAAGAAAUUAAGAAAUCUGAAGUGGUAGUAACCGAUAAAAAGAUUAAAGAAAUUGAAGCUAAUCAUGUAGAAGUUGUUGCAAGAAUUGCUGAACAUGAGAAAUUGAUUCAUGAUUAUUUAACUCACGUUAAAGUGUUUAACAAAUGUUAUAUUUUAUCUUCAUCAAUUCCUGAAAGGGUUUCGGUUACUAACUUUGUUAAUAAUCAAAAGUCUGAAUUAGCUAAUAUUGAUUUAGAUAAAACAUCUAAGAAAUUAAAGUCUAAAUCAAAAUCAAAGUCAUUGAAAAACUCCCAAUCAUUUCAAGAUUUAGAGUCGAGAAUUUAUCCUUGGUUAACUGGUGUACUUCCAACUUUUACUAGAUGGGAUGGUAAAGUAAUUAAAAAUGCAUUGCCACAAAUGUGUAAAUAUACAGCACAGGAAUGUGUUUCUGUUAAUGCUGAAGCAAACAUUAAAUCAUCAUUUGUUGAACGUAAGCCAGGCUUUAUGAAAAAGUUUAGACAAGGAUUAAAUGGACGAGGUAUUGGACUUACCAUCAGUAAUUCCCAUGUUGUCAUGGCCAUUCGUUUCAUUAGAUUAUUAAGAGCUUUGGAUAAUGAGCUCCCAAUUGAAAUCAUAUACGUACUGGAUUUAAAUGCUGAAUCGAGAAAUCAAUUGAUUGAAGCAAGUAGAGGGCCACUCUCUGAUGGUGGCGGUAAAGUUUUGAAAGCGCAAGAACUUUGGUUUGUUGAUGUUUCACCGGCUGUAAAUAAGAAAUAUCAUGGUAAAUUUGGUGGAUUUGGUAAUAAAAUCUUGGCUACCAUUUUUAACUCAUUUAAUGAAUUCAUAUUGGUUGAUGCUGAUACAGUUAUGCUUAAAGCUCCAGAUUAUUUUUUCAAUUUACCUAAAUAUCAGCAAUACGGUACAUUCUAUUACAAAGAUAGAAGUGCAGCUGAGUUUAGACCAAAAGAUGAUACUACGUUUUUCCGUAAAAUGAUGCCAUCCCAAUUGGAUACUGCUAUGUUUGGAAUACCUCAAAUUACAGAUUAUACUCUUAAAAGAGAAUUCUUCAAAGGUAUGUCACAUUAUAUGGAAAGUGGCCUUGUUGUUAUAAACAGAGAACGUCAUUUUACUAAAGGGUUCAUUAUGGCUCAAUUAAAUGCGAUUAAACCUGCUCAUGAUAGACUUUAUGGAGACAAAGAAUUGUUCUGGUUAGCUCAUACAGUUUCAGGUGAUGAAUCAUAUUAUUUCAAUAAACAUUUCAGUGCAGCUAUCGGAGAAGUUACACCAGAUCGUGAAAGAAAUGCCAAUCUUAAAGAGAAAAAGCCAAAUUUCAAGUCCAAAGAAAUUUGUUCAAAUCAUCCCGCUCAUAUUAAUGAUCAAGAUGAUCAUACAUUAUUAUGGUUUAAUUCGGGAUUCCAAUUUUGUGGUCAAACUGCUAAAGUUGAUUUUGAAAGUGAAUUUGAACAUAAGGAUAGAUACACUCAAUUUAAUAGUUUGAGCAGUUUCCAAGCAUUUUUCACAAGUAAGCUUGGUAUUAAGGAAGCAGUUAUCCCACCUGUUAAUUUUGAUAUUGGAAUGGACCAACCAAACAAAGAUGAUGAACCAUCGAGGGGUUGGGUUAAUGCAAGAAAUUAUUGUAAUGGGUAUACUUGGUGUGCAUACUCUCUGAUUGGUAGUGAUAAAGAAGGUGAGACAAAUAAUAUACAAGAAGGUCUUUACAUUAAAUACACUGAUGAUGAAACAAAAUUAUUUGACUAUCUUGGAGGUAUUUGGACCUAUCCAUUUGAUUUUAGAAGUGACAAGCAAGUUGAGAUUGACAGAAUAGAAGCUAUCAAGAAGGCUAAAGAAGAUGAAGAGAAGAAGAAAAAGAAGGAAGAAGAGGAUUUGAAGAAGAAGGAAGAAGAAGAAAAGAAGAAGAAGGAAGAGGAUGAAAAGAAGAAGAAAGAAGAGGAUGAAAAGAAGAAGAAAGAAGAAGAUGAAAAGAAGCAGAAGGAAGAGGAUGAAAAGAAGAAGAAAGAAGAAGAUGAUAAGAAGAAAGAGGAAGAAGGGGAAAUGAAGUCAGAUGAAGACUUUAAGAAGAAUUAA